Lodderomyces theae is the source of this 651-nucleotide messenger RNA. RefSeq lists its product as uncharacterized. Lineage: Eukaryota; Fungi; Ascomycota; Pichiomycetes; Serinales; Debaryomycetaceae. The record is from RefSeq and is a predicted model, not a curated record. Bases 1 to 651 code for a protein of 216 amino acids. The transcript has a single exon.
AUGUCCAACAGAACAGCUAAAUCACCGUCGCCUAAUACGACAAUAAUGCAUAAUGACGACCAGGGAAUUGAAAUCACCACCGAGUCAUCACUUCAAAGACAAAGACUGCAUCAUCUGCAACAGCAACAGCAACAGCAGCUGCAGCCGAGUAACAGUUCCAACGGUAAACCUACACCCUCCAACUCAGACCCCUCGAUCAACUUCAACACCUCCUUUGAUCUACUCGAUUACAAAUCCAUAACUUUAGAAAACAAAGGGUCAGUAGCCCGUGACCAUAUGGCCAAUGAACGUACAUUCCUCGCGUGGUUACGUACAUCACUCGCAUUUAUAACCAUUGGAAUUGGGGUCACUCAAUUGUUUCGAUUAGAGAAACAAGGAACAAAAGUACACACAACGGAUCGAAUACUCGACCUUUCUUUAGACCACAAGAGCGAUGAUUUGAAACGAUAUGGUAAACCAUUGGGAUCCAUAUUCAUAGUGUUGGGUAUCCUAACUUUAAUUAUGGGGUUUAGACGGUAUUUUCAUGUUCAACGAUUAUUGACAAAGUCGUAUUACCCAGCCGCGAGAUUGGGUAUUGGAAUUUUAUUAUUUUUGAUCUUGAGUGUUGUUUUGGUGACUUUGGCCUUGGUUUUGCAAACAUCGUUAGUGUAG